AUGGGCAGGAGAGAUGCCGUGGUCCGGCAUUGCAGGUCACGAAAUGCCUCUUCGCCUUCGGGAACCGCCAGGAGAAAGAAGAUCAGCUCCAAGAAACUCGACAAGACUGAUUCGGGACGUCCCACGUUACCGACACAACCAAGAGCCUCGACGCCGGCCGAGCCAGAACAAUCAGAGAAACCGAGCUCGCUGGACCUUGUGGUCGAUUUCCAGGUCGACGACUGGGGGUUGAUCCUCGGAUCUUUGGACGAGAAUGCCAUCGCCGCCAUGAUGGGGUUUCAAGACCAUCUGAGGCACCUAUGGGCUGGACUUGGCUCCAACGACGAUGAGCUAACCCGGCCCCAGAAGGGAACGGCAUCGUCAUAG
This is a messenger RNA of Fusarium keratoplasticum, 366 nucleotides long. RefSeq lists its product as uncharacterized. The record is from RefSeq and is a predicted model, not a curated record. NCBI's taxonomy places the organism in Eukaryota, Fungi, Ascomycota, Sordariomycetes, Hypocreales, Nectriaceae. The transcript has a single exon. Bases 1 to 366 code for a protein of 121 amino acids.